This is a messenger RNA of Sclerotinia sclerotiorum 1980 UF-70, 378 nucleotides long. RefSeq lists its product as hypothetical. NCBI's taxonomy places the organism in Eukaryota, Fungi, Ascomycota, Leotiomycetes, Helotiales, Sclerotiniaceae. The coding region runs from base 1 to 378 and encodes 125 amino acids. The record is from RefSeq and is a predicted model, not a curated record. The transcript has 4 exons.
AUGGUUUUCGGCUGGGGCGAAUCUCAAGACCACUACGAGCAAACUCAAAACGAGAACACUGCCAGUCUCGGCCAUGAGGUUCUCGCUGGUGGUGCAGGUUUUGCCGCCAUGAAGAUGUUCGAGGACAGACAACGCAGAGAAGGAAAGCCAGUCUCUCACGCAUUCGCCAAGGAGCUCCUCGCUGGUUUUGCCGCUGGUGAGGUUGACAAGUUGGUUGAGACCAAGGGUGAGGACUGGGUCCGUGAGCACCGCAUGAGAGAGAGAUCUCAAGAGCAAGCUGAGCAUCUCUAUGAUCAACACUACGGUCAAGAUGACCAAUAUGACCCAAACCAACGUGAUGCCCCAGAACACUUCAACAGAUACGACAACAACUGGUAA